Molecule: messenger RNA, 915 nt
Organism: Peronospora belbahrii
Lineage: Eukaryota; Oomycota; Peronosporomycetes; Peronosporales; Peronosporaceae
Source: the annotation of a GenBank genome assembly
AUGGAUGGUGCUGCAGCUGGAGGUUUCCUUGAUGUCGUGCGCUUUCUUCAUCAAAACCGCAACGAAGGUUGUACAACUAAAGCCAUGGACGAAGCAGCUCGCAGCGGACAUUUAGAGAUGGUAAAGUUCUUACAUGCUCAACGUAAGGAAGGUUGUACGACGGAUGCAAUGGACGGUGCUGCACUUGUUGGACGCUUGUCCAUUAUCACGUUUUUGCAUGAAAACCGAAAGGAAGGAUGUACGACCAAAGCAAUUGAUGGUGCGGCAUGGAGAGGACACCUUGACGUUGUUAGGUUUCUAGUGGCAAACCGCUCGGAUGGCUGCAGCUUCAAAGCCAUGGAUACUGCCUGUCAAAAUGGCUAUGUGGAGAUCAUGCGUGUUCUGCAUGAACAGGGAAAUGCACCAUGUACGACCGUUGCAAUGGAUAGUGCUGCGAGUGGUGGUCAUCUAGAAAUCGUAAAAUAUUUGCAAGAAAAUCGAGUGGAGGGUUGUACAAAGGACGCUAUGACGAACGCAGCAAUCAACGGCCAUGCAGACGUUGUUUGUUUUCUUGGAGAACACAGACAGGAAGGCCCACAUGAAUUUGCGCUUGAGCGUGCUGCUGCGCUAGGCAAUGCAGAUUGUGUGGAAGCCUUGAUUCGCUGCUCGAUUCGCGGUUGUCUCUUCGACGCACGCCUUGCUGCUCUUCAGGCUGGCCAUUCUCAUGUGGUAGCCAUUCUGUCGGCUUGGAUGAAUCCAGACGUCCGCACAUGCUCACUAAAGCUCUAUCACGUACGUUCAGGCCCCAGAUGGUGUCAAAGGCAGUCACAUUUCGAACACCUGUUUGAACCAGCAUCCCUGAAUGUAGUCAAAAAGGAGCAACACUUGAGUUUUGCCAAACAUUCUGGUUGGUGGUGGCGGUUCCGAUGGUUGUAG